Eleginops maclovinus (Patagonian blennie) is the source of this 1454-nucleotide messenger RNA. RefSeq lists its product as uncharacterized. NCBI's taxonomy places the organism in Eukaryota, Metazoa, Chordata, Actinopteri, Perciformes, Eleginopidae. The record is from RefSeq and is a predicted model, not a curated record. The transcript has 5 exons. The coding region runs from base 1 to 849 and encodes 282 amino acids.
AUGACACAGAAGCGUAUAAAGCUGCCAACAGACAUGAGAGACAAGGCAUACAAGAGUAGACCUAGGAAAUCACCUUAUCACCACUGUUGGGCAAGUUACUCAAAAACUACAACAGUGAGACCAGAGGACCUCAAGACCGAAAAAAUAGCUGUCAUCUUUCAAGUGCAGAAGGACACUAUUUAUUUAACAGAUGACCACAACAUCGCCAUCUUCCCAGAGGAGAACGGGCACUUCAUCUCUGUGGAUCUGGUGGACCGGGGCCACUACGAGGUGCAUGGGGAUGCCUCGGCAUCAGCAGCAGCAGCACCACCACCACCACCUGCAACAGCAACAGCAGCAGCAGCGGACCAACGUCCACGAUAUUUGUAUUCUUGUGCUGUCACUGUAGGAUCCAACUUCUGGAAGCAGAAUUCUAGGAAGACUUUUGCUGUUCCUGAGAUUCAGCUGGGACAGCUUGGCAAAAGGAGGCGGCUAAGUCGUAGAGAAGACACUGGUCUUCAAGACGUGGUGGCCGAGAUAGAGGAGGUGAUCGAGGCAGCCCAGGGCCUGAAGGAGGUCACCAAGAGCAUCAAGGAGGUAACAGAAGGGACUGGCAAAGCAACUCUACUGUGCCUACAAGAGGGAGAAGUGAAUGCCCUGAAGACUGUCUUUGGCUGCCUUGUGUGCCCAGGUCCUGUGGAAAAACCCAUUUUUUCAUCUUGCUGCAGAAGCAUCAUCGGAUGCAGGUCGUGCAUUCAACAGUGGGAACACAGCCACGACUACUGCCCGAAGUGUCGGUGUCAAGACAGGGAGACAAAUGAAGUGGAUGGGUUGGACGAGGCCCUGGCAGUGCUGAGGAAGCUUUUUUAAAAUAAAUAAAUAAUUCAAAACGAUGUUGAUUUUAACACGAUUCAUAUGUAUUUAUUUAUUUACAAUGUUGCAUGCAUGUCAGAGACAUUAAUUAGAUGGAGCAGUGCCUCCUGAAACAUGGUGUAGUCCUGGUUAACGACCGUAUCGAAGAGAUGAGACAUGUCCGGGUACCUCUCCCCAAACGCUUGCUCUGCUAGACCUCUCUGUUCAUCGGAUGAAAACGGGUCAGAGCCAAAGGCUGAAACCCAAGUCAGAGAUGAUCCCAUCUCCUCCUCGUACAUAUGUGCUGCCUCAGCAGCAUUGGGCAGCAGCUCUACAGGACAGCUGGCUGGACACCUAGCAGCCGCAAGUUGGUUUGGUAUCCCUCUGCCUAAAAUGAGUAAAAAAAAGUUUUACAUUUUAUACAAUUUUUUCCCUUUUUUUUGGUCAGUGAAAAACUGCUAUUACACUUGUAAGCUAUUACACUUUACCUGGUAUCCUAUGUGCAUUCCAGGACUGCACAACUCGAGCAAGUCCUAUUGCACUGACUUGACAGGCCAAGUUUGACACACAGAAUUUAGUUGUGUUGUCCUGCAUGUCCACUAGUUCCUGGUCCUGUAGGUGGA